AUGGAUAAAGAAGGUAGAAUUGAUGGUAAUGUUUUCAAUAAACAUAAUAAUGAAAAGGGAGAAAUCAAAGAAAUUCAAGAAAGAGAAGAAAUUGUCAAAAUGUGGAAACAUAUGGACGAGAAGUUAGAAAUGAAAGCCAAAUCACUUAAUCUUACAGCUAUCAAUGUCAAGUCGAUAUUACACCAUAUGAUAAAGAAUCCACAAGUGAUAUCUGUCAUUAUGGGAUUAGAUAAGAGCUCUGCAAUUGCAGAUCUUAAGUUGACAAGAUCACGAACAAAACAUUUAUCCGGACAAGAAACGAACAUUAGUGUGAAAGAAGGAGAUGUUGUGACAGUGCCUCGUGUUUCACGAACUUUCCUUGACGUUAAUUAUGAUUCAAAUGAAGAUGAUGAUGAUGAUUAUCUCCCUGAGCAGGAUGAGGAGGCGAGUGAAAUAGAAGUAGAAAAUGAAGCAGAUACUGGAGAAAUUUCGUUUGGUGUUUUGAAUAAUGCACUUCAGGUAGAAGUUAGUAAUGAUGAUGAUGAUGUGGCACCUGCAUUACAUACACGCUCAAAACAUGAAAGUAACAUUUAUCCAGAAGAUAUACCAAACUUUGGUGAUGAUGUUUUAUUGUACAGUGCAGUGGAUGAUCCAGAAUAUGUGGAAUUCAUUUCAAAUCUGAACGAUCCCUCAAAAUAUGAUCUUGAUGAGGCCGAAGAUCCAGAAUAUAAUUUUCUUUCGGAUGCAGAUGCGGAAGACAUAACAGAAGAGUAUGAAAUACGGAAAGAUCGUGCCACAGAAAUACCUUUACGAGAAGUUGAAAACUUGUUGCAAGACUUGUUGGAGGCUCGUUUAUUGCCUUCACCUGAACAUUUGGAGCAAACUAUCGACUGCGUGAAGGAUGAAAAUAAAUCAUGUCAGUUGGAUAGGCAGGAUGAUUAUAAGCCAAAUAUGAAGAAGACUAAAACAAUGCUUAUGGAAUCUUUACCAGGAAAUACUGAACCAACCACCGUUCUUGUGGAUGCAACUUUGGAUGAUUUUCAGAAGAUUUCGACAUUGUCUUCAUCUCUUUUAUGUGCCAGUGUUGAAAAUCCUCCUUUCUUUUCAUUUUAUGAACUUCAGCAGCUUAUUGCUCAAUUAGAAAAACAUGUGCAACUUUUAACUCAGUUUGCAGUGGGCUGUUAUUUCAGUAAAGCAAUGAUCGAAACAUAUAAUGCUUUUCAAGUUAUGAUUAAUGAACUGAAUGAUUAUUGUUUGAAACGCCCAGAACAUUCUCUAUUUAAUAUUGUAAAUUUGGAAGAUUGUAUAGCUACAUGCCAUGAUGCAAUAGAAUGUGAAGCUAUUAGUGAUUUUAUUACUCAUCGGCGGAAGUCCAGGAAAUUGCAACUUCCGUUACCAAGAACGAUGUUCAUUCUUUCUCGAAGUAGAGCAUUGCUUUUUCCUGAACUACUACCACAGGUUCGUAUGGAGAUUUUUCCCACAUUUUAUCCAUAUUUUAUCCGAGAGGAAGAGUGUCUUCUAGCUCUUGGUUUGUAUCAGUUCACUCAUUUGAAACAAUUUUCUGGAAAACGAAGAUGUUAUGCAUUGAUCAAUGAGCAUUUAUUAGCAAACAAAACACAGUCACAGAUACGGUUGCAUUUGAAAAAUUUUCGUUGCAGUAACCAACCUGUACAUACGCUUUUCGUGAAGGCUGAAACGGGUAUGGUAAACAUGAUUUUUCCGUUGGAAAAUAGGUCGACCGCGAUUUCUGGUCCCCCUUACUUAUGGCCACAGCAUCUUCAGCCUAAAUGGCUCAAGGCACUCGUUGAGAGACAAAAUUAUGAUUUAGAAUGUGAAAAUCUUGCAUUGGAUGGUCUGACUUUUAUGAAGAUUACUAAUGAAAAUGAUUCUCCAUCACUGGAUCGUCCAUAUUCAGACCGUAGUUCUCUUUCGAACAGUCUUCAAUGUCAUACAGUAGAUACAGAUAAUUGGACCUUCAACAGAGACGUACUGGCCAUGUCAGUUACUUCGGAUACUAACAACAGCUCUACUGGACAUGCUUAUGACAAUGCUAAAAUGAAUGGACCAAUGUCAACAUGCGUUAACAAUGAUCAUACUGAAGUAGAUGGUAUUCCAUCAUCACCUGUUCGCAAUCUUUUGCUUUUCGCAUCCACCCCAGUGUGUGAAGUAACGAGCCCGUUACGCUCAAACUUAAAUCAGUCAAUAGUAAGUAGAAAAUUGUCAUCAACAUCGAACCACUCAGCAGUCAUUUCAAUUGGGCAUAGCAGAUCACCAUCAAACUCAUGUUCCUUGAGAGUCGCAUCGCCAUCAAGUGAGAAGACGUCACCAUCGAUUUCACGUAAUUCAAGGACUAUAUCAUCUGAGUCAGCAGAUGUUGCCAGAAACCUUAAUACGAUCAAACCAGUAAGACUUGCACCAUUCAAAAAGAUGCCAUCGACUAAAAGAUUAGAUAAAAACGAAUAUGAAGAAAGUUUUGAUUCGGAUCUGUAUGAGUUUGACACAAUUGAUGAAACUGAUGAAAGCAAGGAAUCAAGUAUUUCGGAUGAAGAAGUUGCGAUAGAUUCGUCGUUUUCGCCAAAUUUCAAGAAUUCAAUUUGUUUACAACAAUCACCAAAGAGAAUAAAACAUAGCGGUAGUGAUGAUGAUGCUUCGUCGUAUUUUAGUACCGUUGAUUCUGACUCGUCAUGUUCAAUGGAAGCUGAUAUACAGUAUGAGAAUGAGAUGACACCAUGUUCUUCUGCUGUGGUUAUUGAGAAAAGUAAAGAAGUUUAUGACGUUGCAGAAGAUGAAGGUCAUGGAGAUUGUCAAGAAAUUCGGUGCAUAAGUCGGAAAUCAUUUCAUUCAGGAUGUUCCGAUGCAGAAACUUCUUUGGACAAGCCAGAAAGUUCCUCAAUGAUAUAUAGAUCAUCAAAAUGGGUUCCAAAUACUCCAAAUGGGGAUACUGAAUAUUUUGAUCCAGUAAGAUGGACACCAACAAAUCCAUUAUACUGCAACAGUCUAAUGGUGUUCGGCAUGGAAAAUAAAGCUGUUCAAUGCGAUCUUACAGCUUACAGUCCUAAUAAUGGAAUUUUAGAGUACAGUGAAAAUGUGACCAAGAAUGAUGUAAUAACCCGACCUAUUUCAUGCGAUUCAACUGCUAAUCCUAUUCAGGUGUUUGAAUCUGUUCACUGCAGUAAUCCUUCUUUUGCACAAGAUAAUGAAGAAGAUGGUGGAUCAAAAAAGGGACAAAAUGAGCAGACGGUAUCAAAUGACAGAGGUCAGAGUAAUGAAAGUGUCAGAGAUGACCAACAACUACCGACUGAUGCAACGGAUGCUAGUAAAUCAUCGUUACGAGGCGAUCAAGAAGGUGAUGGUAGUGGUGGUGAGGGAAAUGAACCUAUAGAUGAAGAGAAGCGACGAAAACGUGUACGCACUCGUAAAGAUCGUGCAAGAGAUGGACUGCAUGGAAUGCUUGAUGCGGAACAUCGUGCACUUCAAAUAAAGUGUAUGGCGCAUGUCAUUUUUAAUGAUUUUCAACAGCGUAUGUUUAUGUAUCAAGACAAAGUAAGAGCUCUAUGCGAGCUAAUCGCUGAAGGUUCGAUGUCUCCGGAGAUGUUCGAAAGGAUGCACGAUAUUUUCGAAAAGGAACAUGAACCGAUGUAUUUCCUUCUCUCUUUUCUCUUUCCGCAAAAUUUACUUCCAACAAGUGUUCUUGAAAAUCCAAUUCGCAAGGCGUAUAGUAAUGCAUUGGAGAUGAUAUACAAUAUCGAGGCAUUCACGUCUUUUGGAAAUACGAGAUUGUCCGCGCGCACUAUAUUCCGUAACGUACGUGAUCUUGGAUUCAAUUGUACCUCUGAAGCCUUAACAACUCGUUUAUCCGAGUUGAUUGGUAAUAAGGGUCCAUUAUGGGAAAUUAUUUCGCAAAAUAUUCCAACUCGUAUUUGUCAGUCGAAUUAUUCCGAAGCAGAUUUUGAAUAUGUUGAUUUAUGCAGUUGGAAGAAAGUGGACGCCCCUUUUGAAAAUGUCGAUCUUACGACAGCGAUUGGUGCUCAAACGGAGAAACAUCGUUCCGGGGUUUUUGUUGGAUUCUUGCGCAAUCUCUUUACUGAACGGAAAGGUAAGCUAUAUGAGGUUGUAGCAGAAUGGAAACAAACAAAAAUUACUCCAUCAAUUCCUCCACGCCGUCGACCUUCAGUAAGGAAAGUAAAGAAGCGUAAAUACAAAAUGCCAAAUAAAGUGGAAAUUAUGAAGUUACCGAAAGCAACAAUUCCGAAAGAGAUAGCAGAUAUCAGUCAACCAACUGCAGGAAAUCUAACGAAUGAUGUUUUGAGCAUUAUCUCUCCAAGGAAGAAUACUGCAACUUUGCAUUUCGUUCGAAAGCGUCCCAUACAACCAGAAAAAAUAGCUGAAACGAAGAAAAAACGAAAAAAAUGCGAAGAAAUUGUAAUAAAACAGGGAAGUAUUUUGACCGAGAAUGAUGAUAUCAGUAGAAAUUUUAAUGGGACUUCUGGAAGUGGUGCUGAUAUUGCAUUGGAAAAUGUUGCAGAAUCUAAAGUUGUAAAAGCUGAUUUAAAUAUGGAUCCUUCGUGCAAAAUUAACCCUGGCGAAGAAUUUGUUCAAUGCAGCAUACCUUGUUCAGUUAUGAUGGAUCCAAUAAGGAAAUGGACAAUUGAAGAAGAUCGAAAAAUUUUGUAUAUUCAUAAAGAAAACGGGUCUGAUUUUGAUCUUACAAUGGCAUCAGUUCAAUUAGAAUUACCCGAAAUUCCUAUUGAUGAGUUGAAGCAAAGAUUAGCAUUUUUGCUUAGCAUUUUGGAGCGUAUGGAAAACACUGCUAAUAAGUAA
This is a messenger RNA of Brugia malayi, 4800 nucleotides long. RefSeq lists its product as uncharacterized. The transcript has 26 exons. The coding region runs from base 1 to 4800 and encodes 1599 amino acids. Gene Ontology annotation, cellular component: nucleus. NCBI's taxonomy places the organism in Eukaryota, Metazoa, Nematoda, Chromadorea, Rhabditida, Onchocercidae. Gene Ontology annotation, molecular function: transcription coregulator activity. Gene Ontology annotation, biological process: regulation of DNA-templated transcription. The record is from RefSeq and is a predicted model, not a curated record.